Molecule: messenger RNA, 1408 nt
Organism: Salmo salar (Atlantic salmon)
Lineage: Eukaryota; Metazoa; Chordata; Actinopteri; Salmoniformes; Salmonidae
Source: RefSeq, a predicted model, not a curated record
CUCACACAUCCUGUAGCAGGAGCAUGUCUCUCUAGAUCAGGCACAGCAGGACUUUUAGUUUGAAGUUGCUCUUUAUUCUUGAAGUGGAACAGGUCAGAUUGAAUUAAUAUUGGUUAUACGGGAGGUAGAUAUAAGCAUUUCACUACUCGCAAUAACAUCUGCUAACCAUGUGACCAAUAAAAUUUGAUUUAGUAUCCUUAGCCUACAACAUGUGACUAGAACAGAAUGGACUGGCCACACGGAUGGUAUUAACACAGUAGUUCCUCCAUUGCACUUUAUUGUCCCUGCUGAAUAUGCAUACUACAACUGCAAGGUCAUGAAGAUGCCAAAGCUCAAUGGGAAACAUCAUAUGUAUCGGGUGGAGCCAGUGAUCAAGAACCUGGACCUGGUCCACCACAUGCUUCUCUACAGCUGCCCCUUUAUCUGUGAUCCAGAUCAACAAGCAGCAAUGCUACACGGGAGGACCAUGGGCAGACUGCUUCAAAGUGGUAGCUGUCUGGGCCGUGGGAGGACUGGUGAUGUUUACAUUUAAUUAAUUUAGCAGACACUGUUAUCAGUGCCACGGACCUUUUGAUUACUUGCCCAACUCUCUUAACUACUAGGCUACCUGCCGCCCCCAGAGACAUUAAUGCAUGAACACCCACGUUAGUCUGAGCUGUCUCUACGUCGUCUUCAUUCCAGGCUUUCGAGCUUCCAGAAAAUGCUGGCAUCCCUAUUGGAGGACAUGAUUAUGAUGAGUUCUACAGGCUGGAAAUUCACUACAACAACCUGGCCCAGGAAACGGGUCACAUUUCACUAGCUAGUAAUACAUUUUUUCCCAAACCACUGCUAUAGGAUCACUGGGCUUACUCUGCGCCAGUCUUGAUGAUUAGGCCGGAGGGAUCGCUCUGGCAUGAGGCUGUACUACACAGACCAGCUCAGACAGCAUGAUGUGGGCAUCAUAGAUGCAGGCCUAAUGGUAUCCAGCUGGGGCUACGCCAUCCCUCCCACCGCCUCUGCCUUCAGAAGCUACGGCCUCUGCAAGACAUCGCACUUCUCAGAUAUCCUGCCUGAACCUGUCCCUGACCUCUCUGUGAUCUCUAUCACGCUGCACACUCACCUGGCUGGGAGGAAGGUGAGAGUUGGACUCUUCAGGGUGAUGAGAUUGUGGUGGAGUGCACCUAUAACACAGCCACUCACGAGGGAAUCACGCAGUUGGGGCUGGCCACCACUGAUGAGGUGUCUGGCCUUUAUCAUCUACUACCCAGCCAUCAGUGUUGACCACUGCUGGAGCCAGCCAAACAUGCAUGCAUACACGGCCAUGAUGGGGAAGACUGACUACAAGUAAGAGCCUUCACACUGUCAGUUUCACCCACUAAAUGCAUGCUCUUCAACCGAUCACUGCACGCACCUGCCCGCCCGUCCAGCA